AUGAAGCCUCAGCUGACGGAAACCCGAAGGCGACAAUUGGCGAUAAAACCCUCUGGAGCUGAAACUGCGCCGUCUUUCCAAGAGGAGCUUAUUGCUGCGAUACAGGGAGCCUUUGAAGUCGCUGUGGACAUAGUGGUUCGAGAGGUGAAAGCCCUGGUUGGUCAGACAACAUGCGACAUCUGCGAUGAACUCCGACGAGAAAAUGAGUCCCUCAAACAAAAGCUGCAGAGAGCAGAAGCGAUGCUGGACUCGGCAAGCAUGGGGGAGAAAAAGGACGACAGUCCUGCGAAUGAACUCGUAAUUGCCAUAAAGCACAGAGAUGAACCUCUCCAGCACAAACGCGAUACUAAAUAUCCAAACCGCGAAGAGCGCAGUUUAGAUGGCGCAGGGGCCAGGGGUGCACUUGUAGGUCAUAGAGGCACCAAUCCUGACCUCCAAGAUAAAUAUGUGCGCAAAAAACAAGACAAAAGAUCUAAGCGUGAUGAGAUGACUGGAUGUGACAGUGAUGCAGGUUCACAGACUGGGGAGGAAGGAAAUAAUGGAUGUAAAGAGGUCACUGAAGACAUUUCCAGUCAUUAUGGAGUGAAAGUUGAAGCCAUGAAUCCGGUAUGUCAGGACCCACGAGCUCAAGACUCCGCACCAUCUCACACCGCUGACAGCAAGUCUACAUUAGAACAAGUUACUGUCAAGCAGGAGGAGCCUGAGGAAGAAAUCGGUGCCACAUCCUGCUGUUUGGACUUUAUGAAAGUGGAGGAUUUAAGCUUGGAGGGCAUGCAGUGGAUACCAGAAAUGCCUGAUAUUCAGAGUCAAGAUCCAGAGGCUCAGCUGAUAAGCAGCAGCAGGCUGGGCCAGGCACAUCCUGCAAAUCUGGUCGCAAGCAUGCCACCACCAGAUCAUCGGUCCAUCUCCUCUGCAUUUCCAAACAGCAACCAGCUGGCAGAACCAGCUGUCAUAUCUCAACCAUCUCAACCAGUCUAUGGAGUCCAACUCCGGACCAGCCGCGCCAUCGCCACCCUUCACACCUGUAAGUUCUGCAGUCAGAGCUUCCACCUGCCCAGCUUGCUGCGGCGGCAUUAUGGUCAGUGCCAGCAGAGGCUCCAUCAGCGUUGUCCGCAGCCCUUAGCGGGAAACAAGAGGACCAGGCUGCAGCUCUACCCACCAGGCUGCAGCCCCUUCCGCUGCACAGUGUGCAACAGAGAGUUCAACCGCAUGGAGAAUCUGAAGACACACCUUCGCAUCCACACAGGAGAGAGACCUUAUACCUGCUCUGUGUGCUCCAAGUGCUUUCGCCACUCUGGAGCGUUAACCCGCCAUUUCCGCAUCCAUACUGGAGAGAAGCCUUACAUCUGUGGACAGUGUGGGAAGUCUUUCAGGAACUGUGGUGGGCUCAAAUUCCACCAGCGUUCUCAUAGCAUGUAGCUGCAGUAGUCUGUAAAUCUUCAAGUGUAAGCAGCUGCUUUUAUGCAAUUCCCGCAAUGUUUUAAUGUAAUAUUUUUUUAAUGUACAAAAGACAAAUAAAAUGCCCUCCAUUUG
This is a messenger RNA of Melanotaenia boesemani (Boeseman's rainbowfish), 1533 nucleotides long. Its product is annotated as zinc finger and SCAN domain-containing protein 5A-like. NCBI's taxonomy places the organism in Eukaryota, Metazoa, Chordata, Actinopteri, Atheriniformes, Melanotaeniidae. The coding region runs from base 1 to 1419 and encodes 472 amino acids. The transcript is spliced from 3 exons. The record is from RefSeq and is a predicted model, not a curated record.